This is a messenger RNA of Penaeus indicus, 1198 nucleotides long. RefSeq names its product golgin subfamily A member 6-like protein 25. The transcript has 6 exons. NCBI's taxonomy places the organism in Eukaryota, Metazoa, Arthropoda, Malacostraca, Decapoda, Penaeidae. Gene Ontology annotation, biological process: intracellular mRNA localization. Gene Ontology annotation, cellular component: ribonucleoprotein complex; endoplasmic reticulum; nuclear outer membrane-endoplasmic reticulum membrane network. Gene Ontology annotation, molecular function: mRNA binding. The record is from RefSeq and is a predicted model, not a curated record. The annotation marks the transcript as partial.
ACUGAUGAGUCAGAGUUAACUCGGAGAUCAGCUGAUCAAGAAGUGCAAGUUUAUCUAGGCUACAGUAGUGGUCAGUUUGUAAUUAUUGUUAUAAAGCACUGAUGAUUGCUUGAUCAACAGUUGUGGCAAGUGAAUGUGAAGAAGAAAAACAACAGCACAUAUAUGGAUAAUCAGAAAAGUAACAUAUAUGGAUAUUCGAGCGUUGUCAGGCAGGAGAAGCAUCAGACACAAGAGACCUAAGCCCUAACAACCUAAGUACGAAGUGUUAAAUGCGAUGUAGACCUUGAAAAAUAGUGAUGAAAACCCAAACCCGCGACGACCUGUACAGGUGAACGUCCGGGCGCGUCAUCACAACACACAUUCCUGGGAGUGUGCGCACGGGAGAGAGACGUCGCCCUGGCUUCAUGUCAUAAAUGUGUGGAUAAUUUCGCUCCUAGGCCAUGACGUCUGCCGGAACCAUGGAGAAAACCGAGGGAAGGCAAGGAGGAGCUACAGAGGAUGUCCCAGCCAAGAUGACACAGAUGGAGUACAAUGACCAGCUGGAAACACACAAUUUACUGAUCAGUGGCAAAUCUCAAGAACUAGCAAAGCUGGCUGAAGAGCUCAAAAGAGUCCGAGAAAGAAAGGAGCCCUUAACCAAAGCAAAAGAUAUGUUGCAUGAGGAAAUCAACAAGGCUAACAAAGCCAUUAAUGCAAAAUCAGAAGAAGUCACACUGUUAAAACAAAAGUUGAGAUACCACAGUGUGAAACAGAUCCAUGAAAAUAUAGACCGACUAGAGUAUCAGUUGCGGAAUAACAGUUACAAACCUAGAGAGGAGCAGAAAAUAUUGAAUGAAAUUUCAAUGCUUCAGAGAUCCAUUCGAACUCUGCGAGAAUAUGAAGCCAAACAGGCUGAGAACAAAAAGUAUAGAGCUGAGAGGACACGGCUUAUUGAUGAAAGAAAUAGCAAUUUCACAAAAAUCAGAGCGUUAUAUGAAAAGGAAGAUGAACUAAAGAAGGAAAUGGCGCAACUUAGAGAGGUUUUGUCCGUCAGUAAGAAAGCCAUUGAAAACCUUAGACAACUAAGACCAAGUUUGGAACAAGCCUGGUUAGCACAAAAGCAACAGAGUCAAGCAGCACGUCAAAGACGUAUUGUGGAAAAGAAACGUCUGCGACAAGAUCAGAUCAGAGAGCGACAAGAACAAAAAAGACGGUUAUG